AAUAAACUUGAAUAUGUCUUCAUCGGCAUCGGCGAGUGCGAAUUGUGGUAGAAGACAAGAUUCGACUUGGAAGUACACUUCUCUUGUUGAGGAAGGGAAUUCCAACAAGCACAAGUGCAUUUAUUGUAAUAAGAUCACCAAUGACGGCAUAUCAAGGCAAAAGGAGCAUCUUAUUGGAACGACGAGGAAACGUAAAAAUGUUUCCCUUUGCAAUAAAGUUCCUUCGAAUGUGGUUGAUAAGCUUAAGGAAUAUGACAAAAAACAAGCAAUUAUUAGAAGACAACAAGCAGUGGAAAAUUACAUGCCGGAUCUUGAAGAUGAUGACAUGGUUGAAAUAGAUGAAGUUGACGAGGUUGAAGAACAAGCACAAGCAACUAGGAACAAGAGAAAGGAGCAAUUGACUUCUACUUCUAAAUCAUCUUCCUUAUCUACAAGAGGAAGGGGAAGUGUGGGAUCUUCAACAAAGAGGAAGGGGCCUAUGGAUUCAUUUCUCUCAUUUGACCCAGAACUGGAGGUAGCCAAAGAUGAUAGAAGGCGAAAAUUACGGCAAACAAGCAUUGAAGAAGGACUCAACAAAGAUGCAGUUGCUAAAGUGCAUCAAGAUAUUGCCCGUUGGUGGUAUCAAGCGGGAAUUUCUUUUAAUGCCGUACAACUUAGGUCCUUUAGAAUUAUGUUGAAGUCAGUAGGGGCUUUUGGGCCUAACUUGUCACCUUCAACAUUCCAUCAAUUACGAGAGUCAUUGCUUAAGAAGGAGAAGAAGUACACUGAAGAUCUCAUGCAACCUCAUAAGGAGGUUUGGGCCAAAAAAGGAUGCUCUUUUAUGUCGGAUGGUUGGACUGAUCGGAAGGAAAGGACUUUGAUAAAUUUUCUUGUGAACUCUCCUCACGGAACAAUAUUUCUUUCCUCUAUUGAUGCUUCCGAUGAGAUCAAGACUGGUGCGAGGAUGUUUGAGAUCUUAAAUGAGGAGAUUAAGAAGAUAGGGCCAGAGAAUGUUGUGCAAAUUGUGACAGAUAAUCAUGCUAGUCUCAAAUUAGCCGGUAAAUACUUGAUGGAUGAAUAUCCUCAUAUGUACUGGACACCGUGUGCUGCUCAUUGUCUCAAUCUCAUACUUAAGGAUAUCGGAAAACUACCAUUCGUGAAGAUGACCUUGAGUCGUGCUAUGGAGUUGACGGGUUUCAUUUAUUCACAUGGUUGGAUUUUGAGGUUGAUGAGAGAUCAAAUCAAUGCUCGAGAGCUUCUUAGACCGGCGGCAACGCGGUUUGCCACUUCAUUUUUGACUUUAUCAAUCAUCCAUAAGCAGAAGAAUAAUCUAAGGAAGAUGUUUUGCUCCGAAAAGUGGGUGGAAAGCAAGUGGGCAAGAGAUCCAAAGGGUAAAUACUUGAUGGAUGAAUAUCCUCAUAUGUAUUGGACACCGUGUGCUGCUCAUUGUCUCAAUCUCAUGCUUAAGGAUAUCGGAAAACUACCGUUCGUGAAGAUGACCUUGAGUCGUGCUAUGGAGUUGACGGGUUUCAUUUAUUCACAUGGUUGGGUUUUGAGGUUGAUGAGAGAUCAAAUCAAUGCUCGAGAGCUUCUUAGACCGGCGGCAACGCGGUUUGCCACUUCAUUUUUGACUUUAUCAAGCAUCCAUAAGCAGAAGAAUAAUCUAAGGAAGAUGUUUUGCUCUGAAAAGUGGGUGGAAAGCAAGUGGGCAAGAGAUCCAAAGGGCAAAGCGGCGGAGAGGACAGUUAAAAUGACUAACUUUUGGAAUAAUGUUGUUCGUGUUCUCAAGCUCACGGGUCCUCUUGUUCGUGUUUUGAAGCUUGUUGAUAACGAGCGGAAGCCGACCAUGGGGUUUAUUUAUGAGGCUAUGGAUAGAGCUAAAGAGGCUAUUGCAAAAGCCUUUGGUGAUGAUGCAAGCAAAUAUUCAGAGGUAUUUAAGAUGAUUGAUAAGAGAUGGAAUGUUUAG
Messenger RNA from Asparagus officinalis (garden asparagus), 1945 nucleotides. RefSeq lists its product as uncharacterized. Bases 14 to 1945 code for a protein of 643 amino acids. Gene Ontology annotation, molecular function: DNA binding. NCBI's taxonomy places the organism in Eukaryota, Viridiplantae, Streptophyta, Magnoliopsida, Asparagales, Asparagaceae. The record is from RefSeq and is a predicted model, not a curated record. The transcript is spliced from 3 exons.